Messenger RNA from Penicillium daleae, 1326 nucleotides. Its product is annotated as fungal specific transcription factor domain-containing protein. The coding region runs from base 1 to 1326 and encodes 441 amino acids. The transcript has 3 exons. NCBI's taxonomy places the organism in Eukaryota, Fungi, Ascomycota, Eurotiomycetes, Eurotiales, Aspergillaceae. Gene Ontology annotation, cellular component: nucleus. The record is from RefSeq and is a predicted model, not a curated record.
AUGCAGGCAAUCAAUAGUCUUCAGAUUGCUCCCUAUCCAGCUGAUCCAUUAGCUUCUGGCAGCCAAGAUACGAGCCAAGACGCCAUUACCACCGCAGUUCAGAAUCGGACCAUGUGGGCGUGCUUUAUCAUGGAACGGUUGAUCAGUUCUGGGACGUACAAUCCGCCAAUGCUUCCUCUCUCUGAAAUGGAAAAGAUCAAGGUGCUGCGUCCCUUCUCUGCCGUCGAGUUUGCCUUUGGCACAGAUUCGGCGUCGCAAAGGAGCAGCAUGGAACAGAGCCUCGCGACUUUGCCGAACAGGAACUCCAAUCUUUUGGAUAUUACUCAGGCGUUCGAGGUCCUGGUGGCAGGAUUCGACAUUUGGACACAUGUGAUGACAUUUGUGCUCAAUGACGGUCGGCGAGCGCCGGAAAUGUGUGCUCCCAGAAAUUGCCCUUGGGUACCUGGAUCACCUUGGUCAAAUACCCGAAGUCGCCUAGAGGCAUGGCGCCAAAAUCAACAUCACAGGCUUCACUAUCCAGAAAAUUCCGUGGUGGCCCACAUAGCUCUAGCCUAUGGGGAAUCUUUCACAUACAUUAAUUUGAUAUAUUACCUUUGUACCGUUAUGCUUCACCGAGAAUAUUUCCCGUUCUUGCCGACGUCAGAGACCGUCCCUCGGGGGCCAGUGGAUCACCCUCAGCUGCAAGCUGAAGCCCCUCCUGGCUGGUGGGAUGCAAGCGCACUCGAAAUGUUUAACGCAACCGAACAUAUUGCGAAAAUCCUGCAUGAAUCUUCCGAGUGCGGGGCGGAAAUGCUGACUCCAUUCGUUGGAUUUUGCGCUUUUUCUGCUGCAUAUAUGAACUUGUAUGUCUCUCAUUUUCCUCAGAUGAAUCUGGGUCGCAGUCCCCGGGCAGAAGAAAACUUGAACUACUGCCUUGAGUAUCUUGAAGGGUUUCGACGAGAAUGGAAGCUCGGUGAGAGUUGGAUGACCACCAUCAAACAUGCAUCUCUGCUUUACCAACGGGCCAGCUCUGACAAAGCACGAUAUCAAGGAAAGUCAAGAAAGGACUUUGACAUCUUACAUCAAUCCAUACAUGAAUUCCGCGUAGUGGAUAGGUCACAUCAAUACAUUCAAGAAAUUGAAGGCGCGGAGCGUGGGACAGGUCCAUCAGCAUCUGAAGAUACCCCGGCGACAACUGCUGCUUCGGAAUCACUCGAUCUCGAUGCACCUCUCAAUGAUUUACUGAAUGAAGUCAGCACAUAUGCUCAUGAGCAAGGCAUGUGGUCACAUUGGUGGCCUUCGUUGGAGGAGAUAAACGUUGCACUAUUUUCCGAUAAUGUACAAUGA